This is a messenger RNA of Zea mays, 423 nucleotides long. NCBI's taxonomy places the organism in Eukaryota, Viridiplantae, Streptophyta, Magnoliopsida, Poales, Poaceae. The record is from the annotation of a RefSeq genome assembly.
AUGUUGUUGCCAGCGCUUUCCCGGGCCGAGCCGGAAUUCUUUAUUAGAACGUCGGCAGGCAAAGCCCGAAGGAAGGCUGCUAUCCCCUCGGCCUUCUUCCUUUUCGAUGAAAAACAAAUCAAUCUCCGAAAGCGUUUUCCUUACCCUUCCCCCCCUUCGUCGAGCCUUUCCUUUAGUGGUAAGGGAUAUGCACCUUAUCUGAACGUCGGCAGGCAUUCCGGAAUUCUCCUUUUUGAGCCCCGGGUGAACAUAGGCUCAAACAUGAUUGGGGGGGUCCUAGCUACGCCAUGCGUUCAAUACAAAAAAAAGCCUCUGGGAAGCAGCAGAGAUUACAAAAAGAGGGUGCUUUCCUGUGUUGCACUGAAAAAAGGACAAAGGAGAAGACGCUCUUCGACUUUCUUUCUUCCUCCCGCGCCCGCCUAA